AUGUCUUCUCUGCAAAUCAUAGACCUAAGAUUCGAACAACUCCCAAGCGGGCUCGGUGUCCCUACUCCGACCCCUCGUAUGUCCUGGCGAGUAAAGUCCAGCUCGCAGCCCAAGAACUGGCAGCAAAAGAGCUACGACGUCGAAGUCACGCGGAAAGGGAAGGGGCCCGAAACAUUCCAUGUCGAAAGCGACUCGACCGUCCUCGUAAAAUGGCCCAGCACCCCCUUAUCUUCCGCAGAAGCUGUCACCAUUCGCGUCAAGUCAAACGGCAUCGCCGAGGACGGGCCUCUAGAUACCGACUGGUCUGAGCCAGCCACCGUCGAGAGUGGUCUUCAAUCCCGCGACGACUGGACAGCCAGGCCCAUCACCGCUCCGAUACGAUCAGACCGCCAUGCCGAUGAACGCGGCAUUCGCCCCGUUCGGUUCCGCAAGACUUUCAACGCGCCUGACAUCGGCCAAAACCGUGCGAGACUUUACAUCACCGCCCUGGGAAUCUACGAAGCGUACCUGAACGGCACGAGAAUCGGAGACGAGUGGCUCGCUCCUGGCUGGACGGCGUACCAGCACCGCAUUCAGUACCAGGUUUUUGACGUUGGUUCGCUUCUGAAGCCCGGACAACCCAAUGUUCUCUCUGUCGAAGUGAGCGAAGGAUGGUAUGCAGGUCGUGUUCUCUGGGGUGACGGCCUGACGUGCUUCUACGGCGACCGGAUCGGUGUUCUCGCCCAGCUCGACGUCCUCGAUGGCCCGUCGAGUUUUCGCCUCGCCACAGACGAGACCUGGGAAUGUCGGCCCUCGCCUAUCGUAGGAAGCGAUAUUUACGACGGCGAGACGUAUGAUCUUGGUCUCGAGGUAGACGACUGGCACCAUGACAAGUCCACAUGGUCUGCAGUGGAGACUCUUCCGUUCCCCAAGCCCGCACUCGUAGCAUCUUCAUCUCCGCCGGUCCGCAUCACAGAAACGAUCAAACCGAUCAAAGUAUUCAAGGACCCUUCCGGCAAGACGCUCGUCGAUUUCGGCCAGAACCUCGUCGGAAAGCUGGUCAUCCACAACCUCCAAAAGCCCGACGGUCACCGUCUCACCAUCCGCCACGCAGAGGUCCUCGAGAACGGCUAUCUCGGCAUCCGCCCUUUGCGCAGAGCGAAGCAGACCGACACUAUCAUCUUUGGCGGUGGGCGGCCCCUCGGGAACUGGUCGCCGCACUUCACGUAUCAUGGCUUCCGCUACGUCGAGUUCGACGGCUGGGCGGCGGACGAGGUGACUCUGGAUUCGAUCUCCGCGGUCGUCAUGCACACCGACAUGCAGCGGACCGGGUCUUUCAACUGUUCGAACGAGGACGUCAACACGCUGCACCGCAACGUCGUGUGGAGCAUGCGAGGAAACUUCGUUUCUAUCCCGACGGAUUGCCCUCAGCGCGACGAACGUCUGGGCUGGACGGGCGACAUUCAGAUUUUCAGCCCGACUGCGUCGUUCCUGUAUGAUUGCGGCGGGAUGUUGAGCAACUGGAUGCGGGACGUGAUUCUCGACCAGAAGGAUGCUAACGGAGUUGUUCCGCUUGUUGUUCCCAACGUCAUGAAAGAUGGACCGUUCCCUGCUCUGCCGCAAGCCGUCUGGGAUGAUGUUGUUAUUCUGGUGCCGUGGACGAUGUACAAGUGGUUCGGAGACGCCGGCGUCUUGCAGGAGACCUACCCCGGGAUGAAAGACUAUCUCAACUCAAUCAAGAGAGGCGAAGACGGACUCUGGGAUGGCUCGCUUUGGCAACUGGGAGACUGGCUGGACCCCAACGCCCCGCCGGCCGAACCAGGACUCGCGAGAACGGAUGGUACUCUUGUCGCAGAUGCCUAUCUCGUUCACGUUACCGGCGUGAUGUCUCAGAUCGCCGGCGUCCUGGACAUCACCGGAGAUGCGGAGAAGUUUGCCGCUAAACACCAGCGUCUCAAACAGCUCUUCCAGGACAAGUACAUCACCAAGGCAGGCUUCGUCGUCGCCGACUCGCAGACGGCUCUGGCCCUGGCCUUGUUGUUCGGCCUACACGAGACCCCUGCUCAACGAAAAGCAGCAGCGGCGAGGCUGGCGAAGCUGGUGCAGUACUCCAAGUUCAAAGUCUCAACGGGUUUUGCGGGGACACCGGUCAUCCUGCACGCCUUGUCCGAGACGGGCUACACACAGCACGCUUAUCGGAUGUUGCUGGAGAAGGGCUGUCCAUCAUGGUUGUACCCCGUCAGCAAGGGUGCCACUACGGUCUGGGAGCGAUGGGAUAGUAUGCUGGAGGACGGCACCAUCAACCCCGGCGAGAUGACCAGUUUCAACCACUAUGCUCUGGGAAGCGUGGCCAACUGGAUGCAUGCUAGUAUCGGCGGAUUGUCGCCGCUGGAGCCGGCGUGGAAGAAAUUCUUGGUCAGACCGCGGCCUGGUGGAGACUUGAAGCACGCAGAGGUUGAGUACUUGAGCCCGAACGGUCGGGUUCGAAGUCGAUGGGCGAUCACGUCUGAGGGAAAGCUGGUGUUGGAGUUGACUGUCCCUCCCAAUACUUCUGCGGUAGUGUCUCUUCCUGAUGGAAGUGAGAAGACUAUAGGCUCUGGCGACUAUAUGUUUGAGAGCGCUCUGGGCGAGGAGGUCACAGGAGACUGGCCUCCCCAGGCUUUGUUGACCCAAUUUGGCUUGUAA
This is a messenger RNA of Colletotrichum karsti, 2664 nucleotides long. RefSeq lists its product as uncharacterized. Bases 1 to 2664 code for a protein of 887 amino acids. The record is from RefSeq and is a predicted model, not a curated record. Gene Ontology annotation, biological process: carbohydrate metabolic process. NCBI's taxonomy places the organism in Eukaryota, Fungi, Ascomycota, Sordariomycetes, Glomerellales, Glomerellaceae. The transcript has a single exon.